CUGGUUCUCCGCUCUCCUGUUAAAUCCUAAUUCAGAACACUAACUGAAGCGGCUGGAGAGAUGGCUCAGCAACUAAAAACGCUUGCGCUGAGCGAUAGCGAGGACAGAAAUUUGGAUCCCAGCAUCCAGGUAAUAAUCCAGGUGCCCUGCAAAUGCCUGCUCACAACCCUAGCUCAGGGGAUGAAGGGUAGAGAGGUAGGAGGAUCAGGGGCACAGACAAUGUGAGCCCCGACUUCUGGGAGAGACCCUGCCCCAAAGGAAAAGGGAAAAGUAAUGAAGGCCUCUUCUGGCAUCCUCGUGUGCCCAGAGGUGAGCACAUACAUGCACUCACGCCACACACACAUGCACGUUCACAUACAAACACACACUACACACACACACACACACUCAUGCCACACGUGCACAGAUGCUUUUAAUGUGUACUAACUGGGCUAAUGAGACGGCUCCCUGCCAAGCCCGGGCGGGAACCUGAGGUCACGCCAAUGGACUCAGGACCCCAGUGACAGAAGUCCUGAAAGUUGUCCCCUCACAGUCACCGGCCCCUUCCACCCACCCACCGCACGCACAUCCGUGCUGACACAGCAAUUAGAUAAAUAAAAUCCACUUUAUUUAUCUAAUUGCUUUAAUUUCCAAAUACAGACUGGAGAGUCCUUCGGAAAAAGUCUUAGAUUGGUAUGCCAAAAGAGAAAUAGGAGAAUAUUCUUUUCAGGGAUGUGACUCAGCAACAAAGAUGAAAUAAAAUAAAACGAGGGUUCACUAUUUCAAAGACAGUUCAGGUUUGCGGUGGGUAGGGGUCUCCUUGACGCUGGCGUCCCCAGAUUGAGCAAUGUGCCCCUGCGAACGGUAACCGUCAUUUCCUCUGCUUUCCCCCUUGAAGACAUGACAAUGGAUGAGGUGCGAGAGUUCGAGAGAGCCACCCAGGAAGCCACCAACAAGAAGAUCGGCGUGUUCCCGCCUGCCAUUUCCAUCUCCAGCAUGGCCCUGCUGCCCUCCUCCGUGCGCAGCGCGCCGUCCAGCGCCCCGUCCACCCCGCUCUCCACCGACGCGCCCGAGUUCCUGGCCAUCCCCAAAGACCGGCCCCGGAAGAAGUCCGCCCCAGAGACGCUCACGCUUCCAGACCCGGAGAAAAAAGCCACCCUCAAUUUACCCGGCGCCUACUCUUCCGAAAAGCCAUGUCGGCCCAAGUCAGAGUAACUUCACGCGAACAUCCCAUUGGGUCUUAUCUUUUCAUUUGAGGCUUUUUUUUUUUUUUCUUUUUCUUUUUUUUUUUUGGACUCCUCUGGUAGAGGAAAAGACUGCCUCGUCGCUCAGAUGUGCUCUUUGAUCUCGAAUUGUGCAUGUGGUUUCAAUAAUUUCACAGAUAGCAAGAAUCCCUAACGGGGGUUGAGAUGUUAAGACUUGGAACGAAACGGGAGGGGCUGAGGACGGGGCUCAGGGGGUAGAAUGCUGCUGCAGCUUGCGUGAAGCCCUGGGUUCCUUCCCCGGCAAUGGUAGACUAGGCAGGAGGAUCAGAAGUUCAAGGUCAGCCUCAGCUGUGUAGAGUUUGAGGCCAGCCUGGGUUGUAGGAGACCCUGUCUGGAAAACAAACGACAACAAACCCACAGAGUCAUCUAUACCUUUAGAUGUGGGCGAGGGAGGAGGCCUGGUUUUGGGGGGAGGCCUCCAUGUGUUUGAUGUGGGCCUCGACGGUCAACAGGUGAAUAGAUGGAAAAACAUGAAGCUGGUUUUUUGGUAAGGUGUGGUAAGGUAACAAAGUCAGUUUCCUCCCAUCAAACCUGAAAUUCUCAACAACAACAACAAAAAUACUCUCAGGUAUCAUAUACCUAAUUGUUCAAUUUUGGACUGCUGACCACCAAUACUUGAACUCCAGUUGUUAUCAAUAUUCCUACUUUGAUUAGUCUGACUCAGGAUUUGGGGCCUAAUUAACUUCUUAAAUUUUUGAAAAUUUUAAUGACCAACUUCUAGGGGGCUCCGAGUGCAAUUAAUGAUAACUUCUUUAUACCUUUUCACGAAAUUUAAUAAAGAGCCCAUCUGUUCUGUCUCUUAGCUUCCCCUUCCCUGCCCUGGUGGCUUCUCAGAUCCUUCACACUUGCCUGCAUGACUGUGACCACAGCUGAUACGAUGUGGGAUGUUUUGGAAACCGAGAGCCCCAGGGGAGACAAGCGUCCUCUCUUUAGGUUCCGACAAAGCUUGACCUGUGAGCUUUCAUCAUUCAUUCCGAUCCUCUGAAGUUUCAGAGAGCUAAAUAGAAUUCAUUGGCAAUCUCCCACUUACGGAGGCUCAGAGGGGACUGCCUGGGUUUACCUACUGCUGGAAGGUCUGGUGUCUGAACCAUGCAAAAGAGAACCCUCCCCUCCUGGCUUACUCUUGGGAGCACCCAGACAUCCGCGGUAUGGUACCCAUCACCAGGCUUUUUCCUUCCUUUCAACACGGGGGGCCAGGGCAUAGAGUUCUUGCCUAACAUGUAGGAGGCCCUGGGUUUAGCACUCUGCAAAAAUAAAAAAAAUAAAAUAAGAAAACAAUCCAAAUAUCAGCAAUGUCUCAGGAAUCCAGGAAACACAGCUAAGUGGAAGGAGGCAGAGAGUAGGACCACUGACUCCUGUUUGGACAGAGGCAUAGUCGUAAGUGUCCUCUUGCUCUCAUCGCUGAAAGAAGUGGGAAUGCCAAGAGUCAGAGUCUAGGCCAACUGCUGCCAAGGUCAGACACCAAGGUGGCAGAAAGAGAAACCUGUCCCGUUGCACUUCACUGCCUUUAAACCCACAAGGAGAGGAAGCAGAGUGUCAGCAUUGAAGGAGAGGUGGCUGGGGAGCUCCAGAGCCUGAGUCCUAGCUGUCCUUCCUGACUGUGACCUCCAACCUCACAAAGGAAACGACCCCCAACACAGACCCCUAAGGAGACAGAACGGACCAGGGAGUCUGUUCUCCCUCCCUGCCACCUCCCUCCCGUAGACCCUGCCCAAACCCUCUCUUGAGAGUUCCAUGUCUCCUGGGUCCAAGCCCUCUCCCAAGGCACAGGUGCUGCGGCCCCCUCAAGCCCAGCUCCAAAGUGCUUAGAGUGUCUAGAUCAUUUCUUUUUUCUAUAGGUGGACGUCAUGCCCAGCGCUCAAAAGAGAGCAAUUGCAAAUAGCUUAGUGUGACAGCCAGCGUAACAGUGCAUCUUUUCCUUAAGGUGAGAGCACCUUAGUAGGGUCCCCUUCUUUGCAUGGUAUGGAAGCAUGAAUCUUGCUUGUGGGAAAACUUAACCUUUUCUCGAACCCUUUGGACUUCUCAGUGGUUCCCUCUCCACGCAGCUGUACUCAAUGAGAAUAUCUGGCUUAAAAAAAAAAAAAAAAAAGGCAAAAUUCCACUUUCAGAAGGCUUGGAGAUCAUGUAUGUAUCUGCUUACCAUUUGCAAGCUGAUGUGGGCUGGGGCAGGCUCUUUGGUUUUCGUGUAGUACAGAAUUGAUUCUGUGCGGGUGGCUAGACCAUCUGGCACCUGGCUUUUCCAUUAAUACUGUGCCACUUUCCCUUGGCUCUGUCUGCUUCUGUUGUCAAGGUCACUUUCAGAAAGUCUGGCUCACUUUCAGAAGCUACUUUCCGAUCCCCUCUUUUGCAAGCUCCCAUUCCACUGUAGUCGGCCCAGCGCCUUUGACGCCAGUUGCAGCGCUAACCUGUGCUAGCGGGAUUUGUAACCAACACGUGGGUGUUCAGUUUUUCUGUCUACAUGUGGUUUGUGUUUGUAAAUAGGGAAGGGGUGGGAUUCUGGAUCUGUUUCACUAGCUGCUUUGACUAUUUAAUUCAGUCACCGCAAAGCAUAAAUGACUUCAGUAUUUUCUGAGUCUUGAUUUCCGAGUGUCGUUUCGCCUUGUCCUUACAUGAUUCUGCUGUUGUGGGGUACAAGCCUUCAAUGAAUGUGUACAUAGAACAUGAAACAGUUCUUGUAAGGGUGGAAGCAAGAUGGCUGCAUGAUGGACAUUUAGGAAGACAAAAAAAAAAAAAAAAAAACAUAGCAGAAACUUGAAUUUGCUAAGCAUGUUCGAGAGGGACCCUUAACUCAGUGCCUCCAUCUGCCAUGUGGAAUCCUUUAACUUUGCUCACCAAAAUUGUAUUAUACCUGUACAUAUAUAUACAUAUAUUAAAUGCAGUAUAGUGGGUCAUAGACCACCAGUUCUCAGUCUCUGGUAGCAAAAUUUAAGUAGUAACCCAUAGGAUAGUACAUGUGUUUUCCCUUCUUCAUCUCUGACGUCGGCGGAUGCCACAAAAGUGGCCGUAAAGCCUUUACGCCAGGUGGCUUCCGAAUAGGAACUAUCCUGUGCUCUGGCUGUGACAUCAUCGCUUUGUCCGUGCCUUCCCGGAUCAAGGCCUUGUGUUGUUCUCGUUGCAGAAAGUCUGUCUGAAACCACCUCC
Messenger RNA from Psammomys obesus (fat sand rat), 4385 nucleotides. RefSeq names its product cytoplasmic phosphatidylinositol transfer protein 1. The coding region runs from base 880 to 1194 and encodes 104 amino acids. The record is from RefSeq and is a predicted model, not a curated record. The transcript has a single exon. Lineage: Eukaryota; Metazoa; Chordata; Mammalia; Rodentia; Muridae.